CCCGAAGGGAGUGGACAGCCCCCCUGUCAGUCUUCCCGAGUCCGGGAGUGUAAGAUGAGAAGGGGAAAGGUGGGCCUCACCCCGGGGGGAAAGCGAGGAGGAACUUCCUGCCCGCGCGCGCUCCUCCUGAGUUAAGCGCAGGCAGGGAGGCGGGAGCCGCGUCAAGGUCAACCUGGACCCGGGUGGCAGCCUGCCUAGGGCGGGAGACCCUCCUGGGGAGCUGGGCUGCGGCCUCCAAGCGCUUCGGCCAUAUUGAACAGCCAUAGCCGAGCCGUCUUUGUCUGUGAAGUCCUCUCCCAAGUUCCAGGCACGUCCCGCGCACCCCCAGUUGGAGCCAGGACACCACGUUUGCAGCUGGCGGUGGGCUUGGAACCUCAAGGCCGACUUCCCCCCGGAUCACGUAAGCAUCCUGGGAAUUGAUUCCCACCAGUCCUUGAGGGGAGCCGGACUUGAUCCAGACCAGACUUGUUGCAGGCAGAGAAAUUGGGAGGUGAGACUCUCUCGGCCGCGCUGCUGGGACCCCACCCCUAAACCCCCAGACUCAGGGCUACAAGGAAUUUGGGCUCAUUGCCCUCACCCCGGAUUUCACCCUGGAGAUCUUAAAGACCCUCGAGAAAAGCCAUGUGGGGGGCUGGUUCCCCUGGGGUUUCCUCCCUUCUCCCGACUGCCUGAUCCUCUGGAGUGUCCCGGAUGUCUGCAAAGAUGUGGAUUUGGACGUCCUCGUGGAAGCCUUGAAGCCCGUGGGGACCUUUAAGAAGAUCGGCAAGGUGUUCCGCAGGGAGGAGGACUCUACGGUGGGGAUGCUGCAGAUCGGGGAGGACGUGGACUAUCUGCUCAUCCCCCGCGAGGUCAGGCUGGCCGGAGGCGUCUGGAGGGUCAUCUCCAAGCCUGCCACCAAGGAGGCAGAAUUUCGGGAGCGGCUGACUCAGUUUCUGGAGGAAGAAGGCCGCACGCUGGAAGAUGUGGCCCGCAUCAUUGAGAAGAACACCCCACACCCACCCCAGCCCCUCAAAAAACCCAAGGAGCCCCAAGGGAGGAGGAGAGUCCAGCAGAUGGUGACCCCACCUCCCCGGCUGGUCGUGGGCACUUAUGACAGCAGCAACGCCAGCGACAGUGAGUUCAGUGACUUCGAGACCUCCAAAGACAAGGGUGACAAGGGCCACAAAGGCGCGGGGCGGAGUAGGAAGGUGCGCAGAAUGCCUGUCAGUUACCUGGGCAGCAAGUUCCUCGGGAGCGACCUGGAGAGCGAGGAUGACGAGGAGCUGGUGGAGGCCUUCCUCCGGCGGGGGGAAAAGAAGCCCAGCGCGGCGCCCGCUCGCCGCCGGGUGAACCUGCCCGUGCCCAUGUUUGAGGACAACCCGGGGCCCCAGCUGUCCAAAGCCGACAGGUGGCGGGAGUAUGUCAGCCAGGUGUCCUGGGGGAAGCUGAAGCGGAGGGUGAAGGGCUGGGCACCGAGGUCCAGCUCAGGGGUGGGCGAGGCCCAGCAGGCCUCACUCAGGGUGGAGAGGGAUGGGGCCUCGGUGCCAGGCAGCGCCAGCCCGGGGGAUAAUGUGGGCAGUGCAGGAGAUGGGCGGGUGCCUGAGACCCCCCUAAGACGGUGGAGGCCCAAGAUCAACUGGGCCUCAUUCCGGCGUCGCAAGAGGGAGGAAGAAGCAUCUAGAGCUCAGGAGGCAGACGCUGCAGGUGAUCAGAGGGUGGAGGCUGCUGCCGAUCCGAGGGCAGAGGCCAUAGCUGUCCAGGGGGCAGAGGCCCCAGUUGUCCAGAGGGCAGAGGUUGUAGAUAAUCAGAGGGCAGAGGCCCCAGCUGUCCAGGGAGCAGAGGCUGUGUCUGAUGGGGCAGAGGCUGUACCCGCUGGGGCAGAGGCCAUCCCUGAUCAGAGGGCAGAGGCUGCAAGUAAUCAGAGGGCAGAGGCCCCAAGUGUUCAGGAAACUGAAUCCUCAGCUGCCCGGAGGGCCACAGGGGCGACCCCAGGACCUCGGACCCGGAAACAGGUCAAGACAGUGAGGUUCCAGACUCCUGGCCGCUUUGCAUGGUUUCGAAAGCGCCGGAGAGCCUUCUGGCACACUCCCCGGUUGCCUACCCUGCCCAAGAGAGUCCCCAGGGCAGGCGAGGCCAGGAGCUUCAGGGUCCUGAGGGCUGAGGCCAGAGCAGAAGCAGAGCAGGGAGAACAAGAAGCCCAGCUGUGAGGUGAGGGCAGGGGGGCCGCAGAGGACCCCGCCACCUGCCAUGGUAUUGGCCACUCAGGACGUGUCCCUAACUCUCCCGCACCUGGACAGAGAUGCUCUUUCUGUCUCCACAGUUGAAAAUGGAGAAAGAGCGAGGGCCAGGCAGAGCCCCUCACCUCUCCGCCUAACACCCUCCUUUUCUUGUUAAAAUUUUCUCUCUCAUGCAUUGAUUCUUUGAAUACAGUCUCUUUAUAGUAAUCCAAGGAAUGUAAAGAAAGAAACCCAUGCAGUGGGGUUGCAUCACCCAUGAUUUUAACUUCCUCAAAUGCAACUCUAGGUGCUCAGCUUUAAAAGGAGAGAGAGGCAGGGGAGACAUUCCUUCCUUUCCCCCUUAUUCUUUGCCCCCUUUCUGGCACAUGUACACUGACUGUCUCCUUGAACUUAAAAACAGGGCGCAGGCCACCAUGCAAAUAAAAAUGUUUGCAAACUUA
Camelus dromedarius (Arabian camel) is the source of this 2656-nucleotide messenger RNA. RefSeq names its product coiled-coil domain containing 8 (gene CCDC8). NCBI's taxonomy places the organism in Eukaryota, Metazoa, Chordata, Mammalia, Artiodactyla, Camelidae. Gene Ontology annotation, biological process: regulation of mitotic nuclear division; microtubule cytoskeleton organization. The coding region runs from base 801 to 2186 and encodes 461 amino acids. The record is from RefSeq and is a predicted model, not a curated record. The transcript has a single exon. Gene Ontology annotation, cellular component: 3M complex.